This is a messenger RNA of Wallemia ichthyophaga EXF-994, 1704 nucleotides long. RefSeq lists its product as uncharacterized. The record is from RefSeq and is a predicted model, not a curated record. Gene Ontology annotation, cellular component: NatC complex. The coding region runs from base 1 to 1704 and encodes 567 amino acids. Gene Ontology annotation, biological process: N-terminal peptidyl-methionine acetylation. NCBI's taxonomy places the organism in Eukaryota, Fungi, Basidiomycota, Wallemiomycetes, Wallemiales, Wallemiaceae. The transcript has 9 exons.
AUGUACGAUAUUGAAGACUUUAACUCCGACAAAGCUGGUCUUUCUCUUGGUGAAAUGUACAACGAUCAGGACGUUGAGAUCCUCUUAAUCGAAUCUUUAAACUGGAUUAAUCACAAAUUAGAGUCUGAUUCAAAUAAUGACAUCAUCAUCGGUUUAAGAGAUAGGAUUCAACUCAGACUCAACCUGUUCUCCAUCUACAACCCAUAUCUAACCAACUGCCCUUCAGAUAAUCCUCGUCAACUUGACGAAUCUCUAUCUUCAAUCAACCAUGCUAUCGAACUUAUCAAGAUUAUUUCUCCCUCUCCAUCCCCAUCCACCAAAGUUUCCAACUCUUUUUACUCAGGUAUAUCCAAGUAUCUCCCCAAUAUGGCACCUUUACCCCCACUCGAUGACGCUCUCUUGGACAUUCAAGGCAAAAACGUUUGGGAGGGUUUCAAACCUUCCCUCGAAUGUUUCAGGGAUAUAAACAAAGCUAUUCGCGUGCAAGAUCCUCUUGAAUGGAUUAAUUGGCUAUCAAGUAGAUCCAUUUCAAAACCUUCAGAAAGAGCUCUUCCAUCAUACCUACGCAACUUAACUCUUUCCCGCUUCAUAUCCGAUGAUAACCUCAUUUUUAACCAACACUCCAUUGAAUGGAUCACAGACUCACUACUUCAAGGCAUGAUUGGCCUCCCACACGGAGUGCUAGACCUUGUCAUUAGGCUCAAACAAGCUGAGAUGACUGUCGUUGGUCGUAAUCCCAUGUCCAUCGGUCAAGCUCUUAGUGUGUGGUCACAGAGAGUAGCUGGUUUUUACGUCAAUCUAGUCUCUACAUACUGCCACAAUAGGCCUCGUCAGAAGCGCAACCUCCCCAAAAGUAUCAAACAAUUCGAAGAGCUUGACAAUGAGAUAGAGACAGUCCAUCAACCAUCAACCAAAUCACUACAGCCGCUAUCACCCACACUUGCAACACUUUUCGCAUUGAUCCCAUUCGCAAUGCGAUCUUUCAUCUUAAGCUUAAACAUAGAAUCCCUACUCGUCACCACAGAGCUAGAUUUGCUCGAUAAGGAGCAUGAUUGGUUCAUCAUAUACUGGCAGCUCAGUAGGGUUGCUAGGUCUUGGCAGUAUGAGCUAAAUCAGGCUUCGUCAUCUUUAUCGUCCCUCCCAGUGGAUAAUCGUGUCGGAUUCACUGAGGCUGUUAAGCAUAACGCACUCGAAUGGAUGAAAGAGCGCACACUGUUUGCCAGUAUAAUGGACCACCUCUCGCAAGCUACUCUCAACGCAAGUGCACUGCAUAUCAUCAAACUCAAUACACCAUCUUUAUCAACAGGCGAACGUCAAGCACGAUUCCAGAGACGUCUCAAGUGGACGAUGAGAGGAAAUAUUCCUCGCGACACCCAUUCGGUCAGGGAUAUUGAGACUGAUCCAAGCUUUGAGUUGUAUGACAAAGAUCUCUUUGUCUUGAAUGGUAAUGCAACGACUGAAGCUGCUACACGAUACUAUGAGUCUGCACUCGAAAAGAUUAAUCUUUCACUUAGCAUUAAUACCUCACAAGCCCACUUAAAGCUAUCUGAAGAGAAGCGUGAUAGUACAUUACAAGCACUGAAAUUGAUCUGCGAGACAAACAUCGAUAAAGUGAAAAAUACUUCAUCCACACAGCAGCACACUCUCCAAUGGUCUAAUGCAUUACAGCCUUGGUUUCCCAACUUAGCAUCUUCAAUAAAUUAG